This is a messenger RNA of Raphanus sativus (radish), 1052 nucleotides long. Its product is annotated as inositol-phosphate phosphatase-like. NCBI's taxonomy places the organism in Eukaryota, Viridiplantae, Streptophyta, Magnoliopsida, Brassicales, Brassicaceae. The record is from RefSeq and is a predicted model, not a curated record. Gene Ontology annotation, molecular function: inositol monophosphate 1-phosphatase activity. The coding region runs from base 123 to 938 and encodes 271 amino acids. Gene Ontology annotation, biological process: phosphatidylinositol phosphate biosynthetic process; inositol metabolic process; signal transduction. The transcript has 12 exons.
GGAAAAGACAAAACCGAUCCGGAAAAACAGCUAACUGUUGACUUCUGGCUUCUUGUCCGAAUCACACAGAAACACAAAACCGUUAUUCGUUUUAGACUUCACGCAACCUCCGACCAUCAAAAAUGGCGGACAGUGUUUCUCUAGACCAGUUCUUGGCUGCCGCCAUUGAUGCAGCUCAAAAAGCUGGAGAAGUUAUUCGUAAAGGCUUUUACGAGACCAAACAUGUUGAACACAAAGGCCAGGUGGAUCUGGUGACGGAGACUGAUAAAAGAUGUGAAGAACUGGUGUUUAAUCAUCUCAAGCAGCUUUUUCCCAAUCACAAGUUCAUAGGAGAAGAAACAACAGCUGCAAAUGGUGUGACUGAAUUAACAGAUGAACCAACUUGGAUUGUUGAUCCUGUUGAUGGAACUACAAACUUCGUUCACGGGUUCCCUUUUGUGUGUGUUUCCAUUGGCCUUACCAUUGGGAAAGUCCCUGUGGUUGGCGUCGUCUUCAAUCCUAUUAUGGAUGAGCUAUUCACUGGUGCCCAAGGAAAAGGAGCCUUCUUGAAUGGAAAACCAAUUCAAGUGUCAACUCAGAGUGAACUUGUAACCGCUUUGCUCCUAGCAGAGGCUGGCGUUAAACGAGAUAAAGCUACAUUGGACGAUGCAACCAACAGGAUCAACAGUUUGUUAACCAAGGUUAGGAACAUCAGGAUCGGUGGCUCGUGCGCACUGGACCUCUGCAGUGUCGCAUGUGGAAGGGCUGAUAUCUUCUAUGAACUCGGUUUCGGCGGUCCAUGGGAUGUUGCAGCAGGAGUUGUGAUCAUCAGAGAAGCUGGUGGACUUGUUUUUGAUCCAUCCGGUAAAGAUUUGGACAUCACAUCACUGAGAAUCGCGGUUUCAAACGCUUCUCUCAAGGAGUUGUUCGUGGAGGCGUUGAGACUUACAAAUGUGUGAAGUCAUCUAUAUCUUUAUGAUCACUCGAAAACUCUAAUAAUCAACUUGUAAUAAGUAGGCGAAUAUACAUAAUAAUUCGCCCUCGUGUUUUCGAAUGUUUCCAUGUUCUACAUA